GUGAGCGCAGCAUCGAGGCGCCAUUUCUCCCUGUCUAUCUCCCGGUCUAUCUGCUCCCUCCCAAACGGCUACGAGCCACUGCCCACCAAACGUGAGGCUGCAGAUGUGCAUCCCGGGAUUAAGAGACAAAACGCGAACUGGUGGAAAACACAGGACGGCAUGAAAGAGACUGACACUGGGGUGCUGGGAAAGGUGAGCAAUGUCAGUGAGGAAAAUGAAGAGGAGGUUCCAAUGAGUCGUAGUUUCUCAGUAGAAGACCUCCUUGAUGAGGUGGAGAAGAUCUGUUAUGAUGCGUCAGGAUCAUCAAAGGUGGAGAUGGUGGUGAGGCUGUGGAAGGACGGCUUUACCAUUAACGAUGGAGAUUUUCGCGGUUACUCCAUGCCUGAAAACCAAGAUUUCCUGGAUGCCAUCAAAAGAGGGGAGCUUCCGGCAGAGUGGGAGAGCAGAGCAGAGGAAGAGGAGCUGGAGAUCAGUGUGGAGGAUAUGACCGAGGAAAAUUAUGUCCUCAAGAAGAAGGCUUUUCACCCCUUUAGUGGGAGAGGAUACCGACUUGGCAGCGUUGCACCCCGAGUUGUGGCCCGGUCACCAUCUGUGCACGAUGAUGGAGAAUCUCCUCCUAUUCCCAUGGUAACACUAGACCACUCCCUUCCCGUCACCUCCCUGCAGAUCUGGUUGGCCGACGGCAGGAGACUGGUACAGAGGUUUAACCUAUCACAUAGGAUCUCCGAUGUCCAAGACUUUGUUGCACGCUGCCAGAGGAGCUGUCCACCUUUUGUCCUGACAACAUCGCUUCCUUUCCGUGAGCUCAGCGACAAAGAAUUAAGUCUAGAGGAGGCGGAUUUGGCUCACGCAGUCAUCGUGCAGAGACCCCUGAACACACAGGCUCUGUUUGGACACUGCUGACCGACACAGCCCCAUACCACACCUGGCAUGCCACCUUUCCCUCCUUUCACAGACACAUCAUCACCCUUUUAUGGCAGCCUCAAGGUUUCCUACACCUCUAAGUAUUUUAUUCUUCACUGUGCUCUUUGAACUGCAUUGCACAGUUGUUUUUCCCUCUAUAGGCUAAAGGUGAUAUUCUCACCAGAAUGAACUGAUAAUACAGCAUACAAGUUUUGUUAUUUUUUCAAACAACAAUUGGGUGCACAAGUUUGCAUUUAUUGUGGACAUGUUUAAAAUCAUACAUACAGACUGAAGCCUAUACAUGCAAUCCAGUAAUGUUUGGUUAAAUUUACCCUUACACAUGGCUGAGAAAGCAGAAGUUUGUUACCAUCAACAUCUUCUUAUUGCUUAGUUCAGCCUGCUGGAUAUUUGACCGCUCUAUUUAUCAGAAUUGGUGGAGUUUGUUUAAAUUGGUUGGUUUCUUGGCAUAGAGUCCAAGCAGAGUCCAACUGUUUUCAAUAGGAUUGAGGUCAGGGUGUUGUGAAGUCUGACUCUGAGGCUUAAUGUCAGCCUGCUUUAUCUGUUCUGAAAUGAAUUUUGUUUUAUGUUUGGUAUCAUUAUUCUUUUGGAAUAUUCAACUGUGCUUGAGUUUCUACCCCUAGAUGUUAAUUUUAAGUUGGCAAACUUGGAGGUAGUUUUUCUUUUUUUGUUAUUCCAUCUACCUCUGUGAACUGCACUGGUGCAAGUGACAGCCAAGCAGACCCUUAUUAUGAUGCUACCAUCACUAGGCUUGACAGGUGGUGCAGUGUUCCUCACUUUGACUUCUCCAGACAUUAUUUUGGUCAGUUUUGGUUGGAUAUUUGAAUCUCCAACACAUCCAGGUACUUCAACAAGUCAAUGAUCCCAGUUAUAUCAAAACUAGAGUUUAGAAAAGGUUUAGAUCGGUUUCAUGCCUUCCGAAUAGCCUCCGCAUGACCUCAGACCUAUUAAAAAUGUGUAGGCUAUGCAUAAAAGCAGGAUCCAUGCAAGGAAACCAACCAAUGUCAAUGAGCUCUAUUGAUCCUGACAAUAAGAGUGCUCAAAUAUCCAGGCAAGAUUAUGCAAGCUUGCUAAGGGACAUUUCUCAAAAUAUUAGUGGAGACAUAUGUAUAUAUUUGAGCACGUAUGUAUAAUUUGACUACUAUGUAAAUUGUAGAAAAUACACAAUAUAUUUAAUCUUGUAGGAGGGUUCCUGUUAUAAAAAAAAAAACAGUAAACUGCAUGAUGCACAAUGAUUGCUUUCUGGAAAACAAAUAGUUCAAAUACAGCAUUUAAAGCUUCAUAAUUAACAUGAAAUUCACCCAUCAACAGACUGAAUGAUAAACAUCUGCCCUGAAACUCCCUGUCCCUGUUACUUUCCAAACUCCUUAUUCAACUACUAUCAAUGUCUUCCCAAAGUAUGAACAAAACUCUUAUGCACUGUUAGCAGUUUUAAUAAAGAGGCGAUAUGUGGAGUUUACAGUUGCAUAUUUAUGAGGAUGUGAUGUUUUGUUUUUAUAUUAAUGAUACUUUGGCCUUGUUCUUGGGUCUGUCUGUUUUCUAUAUGAAUAUUCACCUAGGUUUUAUUGAGGUUGGUAGAAAAAAUGUGAACUCUUCUGUUUUACUUGAUUGAAUGAUUGACAAACAUCUCAAAUCAUGUUUUGUUUUAAUAAACCCAUCAGUUUGGUUGCUUAUAUUUCUGCUUCAAAUAGGACAAAACGAUGAGUCUUUAUUCUUUUAUGUUGGGGCAAAGGCUUGAAUUCUACAAUCAUUUAAAAGUGUACAUUGUUCAUUUUUAUUCAUUGUGACAUUCUUCAUUUUAACCUUAAAAACUCACACAGCUGAGUUUACUCAGCUUUUUUUAACGAGAUUAUCAAGAAUGCCAAGGUACAGUAUGACUGCCUAACUGCCUUUUUAUUUAGAGGUGUGCCAAACUAUCCAUGCCUUAUGUUAAUGUGCUACAUGGUAAUGUCUAAGCAAGCCUGUACUAUUAAAAAAAAUGUGAUCCAAA
Messenger RNA from Girardinichthys multiradiatus, 2911 nucleotides. RefSeq names its product UBX domain protein 2A (gene ubxn2a). Gene Ontology annotation, biological process: membrane fusion; Golgi organization; nuclear membrane reassembly. The record is from RefSeq and is a predicted model, not a curated record. Bases 160 to 903 code for a protein of 247 amino acids. Gene Ontology annotation, molecular function: ubiquitin binding. The transcript is spliced from 8 exons. Gene Ontology annotation, cellular component: cytosol; nucleus. NCBI's taxonomy places the organism in Eukaryota, Metazoa, Chordata, Actinopteri, Cyprinodontiformes, Goodeidae.